Messenger RNA from Neopelma chrysocephalum (saffron-crested tyrant-manakin), 2654 nucleotides. RefSeq names its product A-kinase anchoring protein 8 like (gene AKAP8L). Gene Ontology annotation, cellular component: nucleus; nuclear matrix. The transcript has 12 exons. The record is from RefSeq and is a predicted model, not a curated record. Gene Ontology annotation, molecular function: protein kinase A regulatory subunit binding; DNA binding. NCBI's taxonomy places the organism in Eukaryota, Metazoa, Chordata, Aves, Passeriformes, Pipridae.
GCGGGGCCCGCGCGACGCCGUUACCGCCCGGGAAGGAGGAGGCGGCGCCGCCAUCAUGAGCUACGGUUAUGGAGACUGGAAUUCGGGCACGAGCAGAGGUUACGAGGGCUACAAUUACGGCUAUGGAUACGGGCAGGAUAACCCGGGGGGGUACGGAUACGGAGCAGCUGCCGGCAAUUCCUGGGAAAUGGGAAACUCCGACGCCGACGCGGCGCCCGACAGCGGCGACGGCCUCGGGAAGAUGAACCAGCGGCUGGACGUGGGAGCCCACCCAGAUUCUGAGGGGAUGCCGGGGGGACGCUACGGAGCCGUCGGGGACAGGUACGACCCCUACGAGUCCUACGACUCCAGGUCCUCCCUGAACGAGCGCGACCUGUAUCGGCCGUCGGGCUACGACUACAACGACUACAACGACUACAACGAUUACAACGACUACAACGACUACAAUGACUACAAUGACUACAAUGACUACAAUGACUACAAUGAUUACAAUGAUUAUAACGAUUAUAACGAUUACAACGACUACAACGACUACAACGACUACCACGAGUACACAGAGUCGGAGCAGGACAACGACGGCGCCUACGAGGGCCCCUUCGAUCCCUUUCCCGGGGCGCGGCGGGAUCCGUUCCCGGGCCGGGCGCGGGACGGCUUCGGGCAGCGCGGGCAGGGCUGGGGCCGGGACGGGCGGCCCUCGGGGCCCUUCCCCGGGCGCGGGGCCUGGCACGAGCCCCGCGGGCCCAAACGCCUGCCCUCCCUCUUCUCCCACAACAUCCUGCCCCCCGAGCCCGGAGCCUUCCCCGGGAACGGAGCCAGGGGGUUCCCCGGGAACGGCCGCUACGGAGGAGGGAUGGUCAGGCAGAGGGUGAAGAGGAACUGGAAAAUGUGGGAUUGGGAUUUUAAGCUGCAGAGGAAGAAGCUCCGGCGGGAUCCGAUGGGCAGGAAGCGGAAGCAGCCGAGCAGCUCCGAGGAACCCGACGGAAAAGCCGCCAAGACCGACGGAUCCGACAAUUCCGACUCGGACAACGAGGAGGGCACGGAAGGAGAGUCGGGAGACAAGGAGGAGAAGGAGGGAUCCAGAGGGGAAGGGGAGGAUGAGGAAGGAAGAGACUCCGAGAAAGGAGCUCUGAGCAUCCAGGAGGAAAUCAGCCAAAUCAGGCAGAAACUCCAGGCCGGGAAAAAAAACCAGGAUCGGCAAAAGAAACGGCACCGGGAUCGGAUGGUGGAGAGGAUCCAGUUCGUGUGUUCCCUGUGCAAGUACCGGACGUUCUACGAGGACGAGAUGAGCUCCCACCUGGAGAGCAAAUUCCACAGGGAACAUUUCAAGUUUGUGGGAACGAAGCUGCCCCAGCAGACGGCAGAAUUCCUGCAGGUCAGUCUGGCCUGUCAAUCCCGGGCUGUUCCCGGUCAAUCCCGGGCUGUUCCCAGUUAAUCCCAGGCCAUUCCCAGUUAAUCCCGGUGUGCUCCCGUUGCAGAGGUGGGCAUGGAGCACUUCCUGAAGAAGGUGGAGGCCGCUCACUGCGCCGCCUGCGACCUGUUCCUGCCCAUGCAGUUCGGAACCAUCCAGAAACACCUCAAAUCCCUGGAUCACAACCACAACCGCAGGGCCAUGCUGGAGCAAUCCAAGAAAUCCUCUCUGGUGGUUGCCCGGAGCAUCCUCAACAACAAACUCAUCAGCAAGAAGCUGGAGCGGUACCUCAAGGGCGAGAAUCCCUUCACGGAUGAUCCGGAGGAGAAGGAGGAGCACGAGGAAGGGGAAGGAGGAGGAGGAGCCGGCGGGAAUCCGGAGGAAGGAGCGGCCGAAGGAGCCGAGGAGGAAAACAAGGACGAGGAGGAGGAAAACCCGGAGGAGGAGGAGGAAAACCCCGAGGAGGAAAACCCCGAGGAGGAGGAGGAACACAAGGAGCCGGAGGAGAAUCCCAAAAAAGAGGGGGAGGCAGAGGAGAAUCCCAAAAAAGAGGGGACAGAGACAGAGCGGGAGCGCCGGGCACAGACAGAAUCCCCGAAUCCAGAGGGAGAUCCAGAGGGAGCUCUCCCAGGAGAGGGGGAGCAGCAGCAAGAGCAGGAGGAGGAGGAGGAGGAGGGAAGCGAGGAAGGCCCCGAGGCCGUGGAAUGAACCCGAUCCCGGGGGAAGGACCCGAGUUGUGUGUGUUGGUUGUUCCGGAUCCCGCCGUGUCCAUGAAUGUUUCCCGUCCUGGUCCCGCCGCUCCCGCGGAGCCGGGGGAGCCUCUUCCCUGCAAAGUGAUAUUUUUGUUCCGUUUUGGGGGUUUUUUUGGGGGGACUAGAGGAUUUUUUUUACGGAAUCUCCACGUUUUAGUCGCUAGUUUCGUGCGGUCUCUGUUCUUAGGUGGCUUUGUAGGAGAUUUUUCCUUUUGGAGCAUGUGUGGGAGCCGGAGCUGCUCCGGAGCCUCUUCCCCCGGGAACGGGAGCGUGUCCGUGUGGAGCCAGGCAGCACUUCGGUUCCAGGGGGUUUCCUCCAGGCCCUCCGUGGCUUCCCGUGACUGUGACGGCCCCAUUCCCGAUGUUUUCCCGGCCCUUUUCCCAGGAGCGAAGCGUUCGGUGCUGUUGACGUCGUGUUUGUUUGUAAAACGGUUUCAUUUUCCAGGUCGAUGUGUCGGUGGGUGGAGAUAAAAAAAGGACUUAUCCCGAGUUUA